Molecule: messenger RNA, 480 nt
Organism: Rotaria sp. Silwood1
Lineage: Eukaryota; Metazoa; Rotifera; Eurotatoria; Philodinida; Philodinidae
Source: the annotation of a GenBank genome assembly
AUGUCAACACCAGAGCAUUAUGAACAUGGUUUAUCUGUAUUUUGCACACCACCAACACCAAAGCAAUCAAACUCGAAUAAAACAUUCGAACGAUUUUUUUCAAUUAAUCAAAAUCAUAAAACAACUAACAAACAAAAUCAAGAUGUAUUUAUUCAAUUGAUUAAUGAAAAUUUGAGAUGUUCAACAACAAUGGAAACACCUGCUACACCAACUAUUCAUAUUAGUGAAUCCAAUAAUAAUACUUAUCAUGGUAUAGAGAAUGAUGAUAAACAAAAUUUUUAUUCGGCACCACCAUCACCUAUUCAACAGCAAGAUAGUUCAUUAUCAUUCUUGAACAAUCGUACAGUAGAUAAAUUAUGUUUUUCAACAUCAGCUAAAAAUCACUCAUUAGAAUAUUGGUUUGGUACUUCCAUAUAUACAAAUACUUAUCCACGUAUGCCAUCAGAUUGUGUUUUAUCAGCAUGUGAUUUCGAACAGUAA